Molecule: messenger RNA, 3864 nt
Organism: Exophiala spinifera
Lineage: Eukaryota; Fungi; Ascomycota; Eurotiomycetes; Chaetothyriales; Herpotrichiellaceae
Exons: 1
Coding region: 1-3864 (1287 amino acids)
Cellular component (GO): HDA1 complex
Source: RefSeq, a predicted model, not a curated record
AUGAAGAAUCCAGUGCGCAGCAACUUAGACAGUGUUGAGUACAAGUCUUCAAAGCGCAAGUUGAAAGCCGCCGACGAGAACGUCCAGUACUCGACCCGAGAGCCGACCUGGGAAGAGCAGCUGAGGCUACCGACAAGAUUUCACGAACACGGUAAAGGCACUUGGCCUGCCUCGCGUAUUCUAGAAGAGAAGGAACGCAGAGUCGGAAGGACCAAGAAGAAAUUCUACCUAGUCCAGUGGGAGAAACACCCAGAAACGGGCGAGGUUUGGAAGCCAUCCUGGGUCCCGACUGCUGACCUGUUGAGUGGUGAACUGCUCCGGGAUUGGGAACAGUGGAAAAAGCGAGGGUCCCAAGACACGAGCGACUCGUCCAGAGCUACCUCACACGCAGCCAGUGUGAAGCCAGAGCCUCGACGCAGCAGAACCCUCCAUAGGAUUCCAGACUCCUCGAGCGAAGCAGCUUCCGAGAAGGUCACUCCUAGCCAGCCACGGCAAAGAUCAUCAUCACGAACUCCAAGUCAGCGGAAGUUAGCAACACCCAAAUCGAACUCCAGAACAGCGACAAGCAAGCCCGGGAGAUCAGCCUCGUCCCCCAUCGAGAUUGCGGAAACUCAGACAGACACAUCACAACGCGUGUCGGUUUCAGUAACAAUCCCUCCUUCUCGUAUCGAUAAGAGCGAAUACGAAUCUCUAAACUCUAGUCAAAUCAAUUCUGAGGGUGCCAUUAUAGGGUUUUCUCCGCCUCACGGUCAGAACGCCAUCUCUGAACGAUCGCCUUUUCCUCGUGCCCCCGAACGAUCAGCCGAUACGCAACAACCCGAUCCGAUAGGACUCUCUUCGGGCUUUUCGAAUUCCUUUGCUGCCAACGACUUCACACCACUAUCCAACGGCAGACCAGUCACUCCAUCAACGCCCAAGAACUUGUCUCGGCCUCCUACACGCACCAAAACUUCCCCUGGAAAAGUACAUUCCAGCCCCGUGUCGAUACGAAGCCAACCACCGAGGAAUUCUAGAAAACGUGGAACUCAGCCAUCUGUUUCAACUCUUCAUCAACAUAUUCUCAGUACUUCCACUUCGUCUGACUUUGGCGUACGCUCGCCACAGUACGUCCAAAGCACAUCCCAAGAGUCUGAAAAUCAUCUUCGGGCAAGUGAAGAGCUCAACUCCUCGGGGUCAAGAUACAAUUACAACGUGAACGGGUUUUCUUCACAGCUGGACAAGACACCAUCUCAAUAUCAGAACGGGACGACGUCAUCACCCUGGGUCUUUCAAACUCAAGCACCGUUUCGAUUUAGUACUGGUAAAGGUUUCGAGCGCCCAACAUCUAGAAGGCAGUCUUUGAACGGUUUUUCGUCUUCGGCACGUUCCGGAGCUUUCGGGUCCGCCAUGGAACACCAAACGAUACCCUCGUCAUCACAGGCAAUGAGCCCUCCACCUGUACGGACUGGAAGCACUGCAGGGUUUGGUGUAGCAACUGUACCUGGGAGUAACGUUCCAGGACAUGAUCAGAAUGGUUACUCGAGCAGUCUGGAUAUCUCUGCUGGUGUGAUCGCGACGUCACCCCCAAUUGCAAGCCAGCACGAGCACCAUUCUGGACCUGAACUCGCCCCAAUCCACCCCCCACAGGCACCGGUCUAUGAUGUCGCACUUGGCGGGAGCGCUCUGCCCAUUCAGAAGUCGAUCGAGGAAGAACCUCAAUCUUUUAGUGGUGAGCAUUCGUCAGCAGAAUCCAAAGCAAGCUCGAGUCAACAGUCUGUCGAACAUGAAAGAGAUGUCGCCCAGGUUGACGGCUUGGUACUUCCGACCUUACCAGUAUUGGGACCUGACGAGUAUGCCCUCGCUCUCCCAGCCGAAGGCAAGAUCCAGUCGGUCUAUUCCGACAUCAUCAAGUCGAAGAAGAAGGCAAUCCUGAAAUUUCUCAGUCGGCAUGAAUCCGUCGGCUCCGCUAAUGGGUCUCUCACCAGGACACAAGAACGGAUUGAAAUGGGUGAAUUGAUCCAACAACUGAAUGACACGGUCACGCACAUGGACCUUGGCCUUCCCGGAACUUUCACACAGUAUUCCAUUCAGUCAGAGGAACACGCAGCCUACGCAAACUACGCAGGGUCCAAAUUUUCUCUCCUAGGUCACCUCGUUGACAUGCUAGUCAAUGUCGAAUGUUCCAUCGUUAUCAUGAGCCAAGCGGGGCCCGUACAGGACCUGAUCGAGCAAUACUUGAAACUGAAGCAUAUCAAUGUUAGGCGACAGGAUCGUCCAGCGACUGCAAGCUCGCCGGAGUCAGAGCGUACUCGAAAUGAAUUCCGAGUCGAAUUGAUCAGCACGUUCUCGACAUAUCAAGUGAGCUUUCUUUUGAAACCUAUCUUGAUGAUUGCAUUUGAUGCGUCGUUCGAUUCACAAGAUCCCCAAGUCAUGCGUAUCAGACAGUACUUUUCGCCAAAUCCUCCAGGACUGUUGCCUGUGGUCCACUUCCUUGUGUCCAAUUCAUCUGAGCACGUGGAUCGAUGUCUGCCGAAAGACAUGCCGUCCCCAUCAAGACUGAAGCUUCUAGUACGUGCUACGUAUCAAGCCCGACCAAAUUUGGGAGGCAGGCCGACUUAUGUACCCGAUGCUUCGGAUGAACCUGAAGGUCGUACUAUGGACAUGGCAGAUCUACAACGAGGUCUCCGGAAGACUCCAGAGCGCAAACUCACCAUCUUUGCUCGAGUUAUUACCAGAGCUUCGCUAGCGAAAGACUUCUCCAGUAAUUGGACGCUACCAAUGCCUCCGCUGCAAUUGAUUGAUAUGGAUCUAGCUCCAUCAAGGUCCAGCGGCGUCCCAACGAUGGCUCCGACACCUCAAGAACCCAUCCGGUCGAGAACUCCUGCGUCGCGAGCCGAGACCCCAUCGGGUAAAAAGCGAAUGUUGGAUGUUGACAACUUUCUUCCUGCUUUAACGAAGCGGCAGAGAGUGACUCCUCUCCGAGACUCGGCAGAAGUAAUGGUCAAGACUGAACCUGACAGCCAACUCCAACAAAUGCAGGAGCUUGUCACCAAAUUACAGGCAGAUAUUCAAAGUGAACGUGAAGCCAGGCAGAAGCUCGAAGAAGAGAAGACCAAAAUCCAGGAGCAACUCGGGAAGUGGAGGGAGGAUCAUGCCAAUCUUCAACGACGUUAUGAAAAACGAAUGACGAAAUGCCACGAAUUAGAUUUUUCCACACAGAAGCUCCAAAAGAUUAUUGAUAAUAAUAAAUCGCGACAUGAGAGAAUCGCCGAAGACAAUGUGUCGCUCAAACGAAAAGUGACUGAGCUGCAAGCAGAAUUGACGACCGUGCGAGAAGAGUUGAAAGCUGGUGGCGGCGACGCAGCUGCAUUGGAAGCGGCUCGUGAAGAGGCUCGUGGUUUCCAGGCAAAGAACGUCUACCUCGAAAAGUCGCUGGAGAACACACGCAAAGAUUUCGAAUUCACACGAACCCAAUAUCAAGAGGCCUCCAACAAAGCUGCCGAGUUCGCAGGACAAGUUCGAGAACUGGAGACCAAAGUUGCCGAGCUCGCUCUGCAAGCUGGUGACGAAAAGCGGCGCCUCAAGGAACAAAGUCAUGCUUACAGCCUUGAAAAACACUCUUCAAAGAUCCAGGAGUUGCAACUUGGUAUCCGUAGUCGAGAAGUGCGACUGAAAAAACUGGAGGAAGAGAACCGUCAAUUGAAGCGUGUCAGAGGUGUACAGACCAGAGGAUCGAGCGUCCAACCUCCAGGAAGUCCAAAUCUGGAUGCUCCCGGUAGAGGAACCAGAAGUCGACAAGCAAGUCCGGCGGCGGGGUUGUUUUCCAAUAGUCAUCAUGCGGCAGGAUCUAAUAGGGGAAGCUUGCUUAGACAUCAAGAGAGGUAA